GUUCUUGACUCUUGACCACCAUCACCGCGGUGCACAAUGACGACCCAGUUCGACAGGAUUUUCCAUGGCACGUCGCAGGAGAUUGGCAAAUUUCGUGUCGCAGCGACCGGCAUGGCUUGGAAAGGUGUGGAGUCGGAAGGCGUAACUGCGAUGCAGGCCCCAGAAAUCAAGUGGGCUCAGUGGUUGCGCGUCGCUCGCAAUUUUCAGCUCCGAGUCGGCCUAGCUGGUCACAAGAAAGAGACCUUUGACGGCUUCAUGCGAGAGGAUCAUGAUAAAGUUGAGGCACUCAUGCGAAAACAUUUCAACAUCACGCUGGAGACCAAGGAAGUGUCGCUGAGAGGCUGGAACUGGGGCGUGACGGACUUCCAAGGCAAUGAGCUUGCAUUUAUGGUUGCAGAUAGAACGGCAUUUAUGCUGAAUCUGCAGCAAGUUAACAACUCCAAUAUCGCCGCUCGCACCGAAGUCGCGCUCGAAUUCACUCCGGGAACCUCGAAGUCUAAACAUGCAGUAGACGAGUUGACAGAAAUCCGCUUUUUUGUUCCUGGCACUCAACCUAAAGUGAAAGGGUCUGAGAACGGGUCCCAAAAGUCGGAUGACGAAGAUGACGCAGAGGAGCAGAGCGCUGCUCAGGUCUUCCACGACUUAGUAAAGGAGAAGGCAGAGAUUGGAGCCCCCUCCGCCGACAUUAUUCUCAGCUUCGACGAAGUGCUUGUGCUCACUCCUCGAGGACGAUAUGACGUCGAUAUGUACACUGGGUUCUUGCGACUGCGUGGUAAGACCUAUGACUAUAAGAUCGUCUACUCCAGUAUAUCGCGUCUCUUCCUCUUACCCAAGGAUGAUCAGCACGUCCUCUUCAUUUUGGGUCUCAAUGAUCCCAUCCGCCAGGGACAGACGCGGUACCCAUAUCUCGUCAUGCAGUUCACUCGCGAGGAGGAGAUCACGGCAGAAUUGAACAUGUCAGAGGAGGAUAUCGAGAAAUAUGACCGGCUGAAGAAGAGCUAUGAAGAUCCUACGUUCGAGGUUGUAUCAAGCUUGUUCCGUGCGCUCUCUGGGAAGAAGAUAAUUGGUGCUGGGAGCUUCCAGAGCCGCGACGGUCAUCCUGGCAUUAAAGCGAAUCUCAAAGCCACACAGGGAGACCUCUUCUUGCUUGAAAAAUACAUAUUUUUCGUUUCCAAACAGCCAACGCUUGUCGAACUGUCCGACAUUCAUCAAGUCUUUUUCUCCCGUGUCGCAACAGCUGCGAGGACAUUCGAUCUUCGGAUUGUCACAAAAAACGGUCCUGAAUACACGUUCACGUCUAUCAACAAGGAGGAACAAGAAAGCACGCAGACCUACCUUAAAGACAAGAGGAUUAAGAUCAAGAACGAACAAGUGCCAGACGCGGAGCUGUUAUUGUCUGCCGCUGUUGGUGAUGAUGACGACGACGAUGAGUCUAUGCGUAGUGUCGACUCGGAUGUUGAUGCACCCAAGAAGGUGUCAAGGAACCGUGACGACGACGACGAUAGCGAGUCUGAUGAAUCCUUCGAAGCUUCCUCCUCCGAUUCGGGUUCUCCAACAGAAAGCGAUUCGUCUGAGGGUGGGGCAGCAACCGCCUCUGAUGCCAGCGGGGAUCGAGACUUUAAGAAGAAAAAGAUGAAGAAGAAAGUGAAAGGCGUAGACGGUGCUCCCAAAAAGAAGGCAAAGGAAGACGGGAGCGAUGCUGAGGAUGAUAACGAGGCUGGAGAGAAGGAGGCACCCAAGCCGAAGAAGAAGAAGAAGAAAGCUGACGAUGCUAUGGAUGUUGAUGGGGACAAACCGAAGCUGAAACCAAAGCCCAAGCCCAAAGCUAAAUCCAAGGUUGAUGGUGACGGAGACGCCAUGGAUGUUGACGAAAAGCCCAGACCCAAACCGAAGCCUAAGAAGAAGGAAGGAGAGGCAUCGGAGCCGCCGAAGAAGAAGCAGAAAACAUCGUCCGACUGAUCUAAUACAAGUAGUCGUAGUUCAUUCCUAGCCUUAAAUUAUAUCUUGCUCUGUUGUACGCUAAACCUUCACAUUUUCAUGUUCUGAGAGAUGUCCUUGACGGGUUGGUAUAUUGUC
This is a messenger RNA of Desarmillaria tabescens, 2076 nucleotides long. Its product is annotated as SSrecog-domain-containing protein. The transcript has 6 exons. Gene Ontology annotation, cellular component: FACT complex; nucleus. Lineage: Eukaryota; Fungi; Basidiomycota; Agaricomycetes; Agaricales; Physalacriaceae. The record is from RefSeq and is a predicted model, not a curated record. The coding region runs from base 37 to 1959 and encodes 640 amino acids. Gene Ontology annotation, molecular function: histone binding; DNA binding; nucleosome binding.